Anarrhichthys ocellatus (wolf-eel) is the source of this 954-nucleotide messenger RNA. RefSeq names its product olfactory receptor 2AT4-like. The coding region runs from base 1 to 954 and encodes 317 amino acids. The transcript has a single exon. The record is from RefSeq and is a predicted model, not a curated record. NCBI's taxonomy places the organism in Eukaryota, Metazoa, Chordata, Actinopteri, Perciformes, Anarhichadidae. Gene Ontology annotation, biological process: G protein-coupled receptor signaling pathway; detection of chemical stimulus involved in sensory perception of smell. Gene Ontology annotation, cellular component: membrane. Gene Ontology annotation, molecular function: odorant binding; olfactory receptor activity; G protein-coupled receptor activity.
AUGUCUUCUCUCAGGACCGUUUUAAAUGACUCUCUGAUCAUUCAUCCUCCAGGCUUCUAUGUCAUCGGAUUCGAGACAUUUCCCUUCAUCGGUGUCUACUUCAUCUUUCUGUCCUUUGUUUAUGUGGUUACAGUGCUGUUCAAUAGUUUGGUGAUCUAUGUCAUUUCUUUUAAUGACUGCUUACAUACUCCAAAAUUACUGGCUGUGACCAACCUCGCAGUAAUUGAUAUAGUCCUUAACACAUGCAAUAUUCCCAGCAUGGUAAAGAUAUUCCUUGUUAAGGACAACUUUAUUCCAUUCAACCUCUGUUUGUUGCAGAUGUUCGUCUGCUAUUCUUUUGUAUCCCUGGAGUCAUUUGCCCUCGCUAUCCUUGCCUACGACCGGUUGAUUGCAAUAUGUUUCCCUCUGCGUCACAACUCAGUCAACACUUUGCGGAGCAUGUCUUGUAUUAUCGGCCUGACUUGGUCUUUUGCUCUGGGAGUAACAGCAUUUUCAACAGGUAUAAUGACUCAACUCUCAUUUUGCAAUUCUGUCAGAGUGUUCAGCUAUUUCUGUGACUAUGCACCUGUGUUCAGACUAGCCUGUAAUGAUUACACAUUGCAGUGGUCUGCAGCUUCUUUUCUCACGAUUAUGAUCCUCGUAGGACCCUUUAUUUUUAUUCUUCUGUCUUAUGUGGCUAUCCUGGUGACCGUGUUCAGAAUGAAAUCUUUAGACAGUCGGGUGAAAGCUCUGGCUACUUGCAUUGAGCAUAUCAUCCUUGUUGCUGUAUUUUACAUUCCUCUCAUUACCAUUUUUACUAUUGGGUUUUAUCUGCGUCUGAUUGACCCGGACCAGCGUGUGCUGAGCCUGUCGCUGGCCUCUUGCAUCCCACCCUGCGUGAAUCCUAUCGUCUACUCUUUGAAAACCAAAGAGAUCAAAAUCAGAGCCCUGGCUCUGGUGAGAAAAAAAAUCUAA